Clunio marinus is the source of this 4616-nucleotide messenger RNA. The record is from the annotation of a GenBank genome assembly. Lineage: Eukaryota; Metazoa; Arthropoda; Insecta; Diptera; Chironomidae.
CCACAGUUCUCCUAAAAGUACUGCUUCGUGCAGAAGCAUAUUUUAUUUUUAAUAAAAAUAAAUCAGAAUUCUGAUUAGGAAUGUGUUAAUAAUAUCUAAAGGAAUUGCACAAACUGUUUCGACAAUAAAUAUUUUUUUGUUCGCUCUACUGCCAAUGCUAUUUACUUUAUCGUAUAAUUUAUAAUUCUUAAACUCACUUCAUUGCAUUGGGUACAGAGAAGAGAAGUCAUUGAUUAAGCACGAUGGCGAGUCCUGAUGGGGAUACAAAGAAAAUUGAACAAUUUCAACAGGAGAAAAAUGGCGAUGAAGCUUUACCGAGAAGAUCGCGACCGCCAACAACAGGAGAAAAGAUGUUACAAUUUUUAAGCGUUUAUUGGCGUUCCAUUGUUGUCAUCGUUAUUCCAAUAUUGUUUGCACCGGUUAUGUUUCAAAACCAAGAUGAAAACCUUGUUUUAGCUUUUCGUUGCCUUUAUGUUGUGAUGGUUAUGACAAUUUACUGGGUUACUGAAGCAAUUCCCUUACCAAUCACUGGAAUGAUUCCUAUGUUUGCUUUUCCUGUCAUGAAUAUACUCGAAACAGAUCGUGUCUGCAUGAUGUACAUGAAAGAGACUAUGGUGAUGUUCAUCGGUGGAUUGAUUCUCGCACAAGCUGUCGAAUAUUGCAACUUGCACAAGCGAAUGGCUUUGAAAGUUAUUUCGAUCAUUGGAUGCAGUCAGCGUCGAUUAAACUUUGGAUUGACUUGUGUCACAAUGUUCGUAUCGAUGUGGAUCUCAAAUACAGCUGCUGUUGCUAUGAUGUGUCCAAUUAUGCAAGCUGUCUUAGAAGAACUUGAAGGCCAAGGCAUUUGCAAGAUGUACGUCGAUAAGAAGAAGCCGACUGAAGAAGAAGGAAUGUUAACAACUAAGGUUGACGAUGAACCACCAUUGCCUUCAAAGGCUACAAAUUGUUAUUUUAUUGGAGCUGCUUAUGCUGCCACUCUGGGUGGUGUUGGAACUAUUGUCGGAUCUGGUGUUAACUUAACAUUUAAAGGCAUUUAUGAGACAACUUAUCCUAACAAUGAAGGCCUCGAUUUCCCUAAAUGGAUGUUCUACAAUGUUCCUGGAAUGUUGUUUUUCACUUUCCUCACAUGGGUUUACCUUCAAUGGCUGUACAUGGGACUCUUUCGUCCAAAUAGCCCCGAAGCUAAGGAAGCUGAUAUUGGAGUUGAAGGCGAGCGUAUCGCUCGUCAAGUUAUUGAACAAAGAUACAAAGAACUUGGACCUGUCACGUCACAUGAAAAAUGGGUUGCAUUUUUAUUCCUUUCUGCUGUUGCCCUCUUCUUUUUCCGUGCCCCUGGAUUCAUGGACGGCUGGCCCAAACUUCUUAAUAUCACAGUUAAAGUCAAGGAUGCAACACCAGCUAUCAUGGUCGUUAUUCUCUUCUUCAUGUUCCCAGCAAAUUGGAGAUUCUUCAGAUACUUUAAGAAGUCAAAUAAACCAUUGCCAACAACACCAUCCGGUCCUUUACUUACCUGGAAAUAUAUUAACACAAAGACACCUUGGUCACUCGUAUUUUUGCUUGGAGGAGGCUUUGCCCUUGCCGAAGGUGGAAAAGUGUCUGGCAUGUCUAAAAUGUUGGGAACAUCGCUUCAGGGAUUCAAAGAAAUUCCCUUCCCAUUAUUGUUGUUUUUGAUUUGUGUCGUGUGUCAAACACUCACCGAGUUUACUUCAAACGUUGCUAUCGCUAAUGUUAUUCUCCCUGUCUUGGCAGAAAUGGCUAUUGCCAUUAAGAAGCAUCCCAUGAUGCUCAUGUACCCAGCAGCUCUUAGUUGUUGCUUUGCUUUUCAUAUGCCAGUUGGAACACCGCCGAAUGCAAUUGUUGCGGGUGUCGGAAACAUACGAACAAAGGAAAUGGCAAUUGCUGGAAUUGGCCCCACAAUCUUCACUUUAUUCACCGUGUGGGCUACUUUCCCUACAUGGGGAUUAAUCGUCUAUCCUGAAUAUAGAAAUUACACACAUUUCGAUUUAGUAAGGCUAACGAAUGGCACGAUGAAUGAAACAGUUUAUGGUAGCUUGAUUGCAGCAGCUACACCUUUAACAACACUCAUGACCGAAAGUCCACUUUUAACCACAUUAGAAUCAUUUGAAAAUUCAACCGGAUUCACUUCAAUAAGUCAAAUUAAGGUUCAAGAUAAGGGAGUAUAUAAAAAGAAGCGUAGCUGGCAAUUAGAUGAACUGAAAAUUGUCGAUGGUCACAACACAGAACAUGAAUUCGAUUUAAUUUUUGAACGAAAAUAUGAAUGGAUUGCAAUAACAUUGAAUGAAAAGAAAACAUUUUUAUCAAUGUUAUGGAGAUAUGUAGAAAAAUCAUCUGUUAUCACCAAUAAAGCUCUUUUUCGCAAUAUUCCUGAAUCAUGGAUGGAUGAUUUAACUCCAAUACCGCACCCAACGACGCAUUCUGGAAAAGAAACUCCAGAGGAGGAAUCAAGUAAUGUUGAACUCGAUGACUUCAAAGAAAUGGCAGAGCUGGAGAAAAGAUUAGAAAAUAAUGACUUUAACUUUUUGGGACAAUACGAAUCAGCGAUAAGAAACGCCGAUCUCUUCAUUGAGCAUUUGUCGAACAAUCUAAUUGAACUUGAUGGAGCUAACGUUGAAAGCAUUCUCGCUUCGAAAGCAGAAGAAAAAGUUCUUUCGUUAAUGCAACAAAUCGAUUCGGCAAUUGAUGAAGUUGAAACAGUUGAAUUAGCUUUAAAUGAAUAUGAAGAAAUAAUGUCAAACAUUCGUGAUUCGAUGGAAAAGAUGGGUGAAAAGAAUUCGAUGAUUGAAGUUGCUAACAAGAACAACAUCGAAUUAAUGCAUGAGUUGGAGAAAAUCAUCAGUCAAUUGGAUCUUCCACAUGCCUAUCAACUGGCUCUAACCGACACGGACUUGACAUCUUUAAAAGGAUUACAAGCUGCGAAAGAUGCAGGAAAAGCUUUGCAAAAUGCAAUGAGUUGUGAUAUCGAUCCAGCUCUACUUCGUCUAGGAGCUGUUCAAGAUCAAAGGAAACGUUUUGAGAAAUGGAAAGCAAAGUUCUCAAGCACCAUCAGUCGACAUUUGAACAAUCUUUUCAUUCAUUUAGGAAACGACCUAGGUGAGACUAUGACGGUUCAUAAAGAUGAUCUGAAGCUUCCAAAGCACCAUCAUCAUCAUGAGCUUUCAGCUUAUCAAGAUCUGAUGCAUUGGAUGAAAACAAUGGAUUUAAAUGCUUAUGAAGCGCUCACUAAAGUUUAUACAAGUUCCCUGAGUAAGGUUUAUGAACGAGACAUUCGUCAAUUCUUUGAUCAAUCGAAACAUCAAAUUAUGAAGAAUUUGAGUUACGAUGAGAUGAACUCAUCAAUUUCUGGAAAAUCAAAAGUGCAACCAAAUAAAACUUCAUUGUAUGGAAUUCUUGGAUUGCCAAAAGAACAAUGGAAUUCAGCAGCUGUUGACAGUAAUGAAAGACAACGCUUCGAUUCAGUAUUGGAGAAAGUUCUAACCGAACUUGAACCUAUGGCAUUAAAUGAACAAAUGUUUUGUAUAAAUUUCUUUCAACUCGAUGUUUUGAGUCCAACAUCAGCUUCUAAAGCUGCUCCUAGUUUUGCGGUCACUCCAAACAAAGAUACACCAGAAGACAUUCCACAAAGACGAAUAAAUCGACAAAUCAAUGAAGAAGUGCGCAGAAUGAUGAGCGAACUGUUUGGAAUUCUAGAAAGCGAAUUGAUCAAUUUUAUUGUUAAUUUUGAAAAGCUUGAUACAUUCUACUCUCUUUAUGUCUUCGUUCGUUUGAACCAACACGUGAUGACUGCUCAAGAUUCCCAAUCAUUUCUUAGUAUGACUUAUGCCUCGGUGCUUGUACAAGUUAAGAGAAAUUUCGAUAAAUUUAUGCAAUUGCAAUUGCAAUCGAUUCAAGAAGCGAAAGUUCCCAAACGUUCAAAGUGUGGCUUAUUGUGCUAUGUUGAAAAUUUCGAAGAAUUUGCGACUUUAGCUGAAAAAAUCUUUCGAAAAAGUGAACGUCGAACAGAUCUUGACAAAUGGUACGUUAAGCUUGUUCAAGAAAUCUUCCAAGGCAUCACUCAGUUAUCAGUUGAACAUCCGAAAACACCAAAUCAAGUUAUAAAGAUGGAGAAUUAUCAUCACAUGCAUUCUCAGUUGGCACGAUUAAAAGUCGCUGCUUUGGAAAACAUGAAAAAGGAAACAAAGUUAAGAUACAAUGAAGCCUUAAGAAGUUAUGUGACGAAGUAUUUUGGGCGUCCUCUGGAGAAAUUAAAUCAAUUUUUCGAAGGUGUGCAAAUGAAAGUCUCUCAAGGCAUCAAAGAAACUGAAAUUAGUUAUCAAAUGGCUUUCUCAAAGCAAGAACUUCGGAAAGUUAUUUCGCAAUAUCCUGCUCGGGAGGUAAAGAAAGGUUUGGAGAAUCUGUACAAAAAGGUUGAGAAACAUCUCUGCGAAGAAGAAAACUUACUACAAGUUGUGUGGCGAGCAAUGCAGGAAGAGUUUUUAGCUCAGUAUAAUUUCAUCGAAGAGCGUAUAUCAAGAUGUUACGCAGGUGCAAUGAUCACGCUUGAUUUUACAAUAGAAGAAAUUCUUGAUUUCUUUUCAGAGAUUGCGAGAUCGCAUUAG